Molecule: messenger RNA, 699 nt
Organism: Cavia porcellus (domestic guinea pig)
Lineage: Eukaryota; Metazoa; Chordata; Mammalia; Rodentia; Caviidae
Gene: Isca1
Product: iron-sulfur cluster assembly 1
Exons: 5
Coding region: 3-551 (182 amino acids)
Biological process (GO): iron-sulfur cluster assembly
Cellular component (GO): cytoplasm; mitochondrion
Molecular function (GO): 2 iron, 2 sulfur cluster binding
Source: RefSeq, a predicted model, not a curated record
CAAUGGCGGGGCGGGGUCUGGGGCGCGUGCGCGGGUGCUUGUGGCGUCAGUGCGCCAGCCGUGUCCAUGGAGAGAGGUUGAGGGUUCUGAGGUCCGGCCUCAGGGAGCCGGGCGCCCGGACGGCGAAGAUGUCGGCUUCCUUAGUCCGGGCCACCGUCCGGGCUGUGAGCAAGAGAAAACUGCAGCCCACCCGCGCCGCCCUUACGCUGACACCUUCUGCAGUAAACAAGAUAAAACAGCUUCUUCAAGAUAAACCUGAGCAUAUGGAAUUGAGCUCCGGACCUCUAACUUGCCAGGUAGGUUUGAAAGUUGGUGUCCGAACCAGGGGCUGUAAUGGCCUUUCCUACACUCUAGAAUACACAAAAACAAAAGGAGAUUCUGAUGAAGAAGUUGUUCAAGACGGAGUCAGAGUGUUCAUCGAAAAGAAAGCACAGCUGACACUUUUAGGCACAGAAAUGGACUAUGUUGAAGACAAAUUAUCCAGUGAGUUUGUCUUCAAUAACCCGAAUAUCAAAGGAACUUGUGGCUGUGGAGAAAGCUUUAAUAUUUGAAACCUCAGGACUCUUGUGGCCGUGAAGACCAGGCAAGCUUCCGGGAGCCUCGGAGCGUACUGAAGAAACCAUGGGACUGUCAGUGCUUAAGGCUUGUAAUGUGUGGCCUCCAGAUGGGGAAAAUAAAGUGAUGCAUUUUGAAAAUGAA